CAGCACACGGCCAAAGCAGGUUCAUCCAAAUCGGCGCCGCAAGGGCCCAUCCAUCCAAGAUCCCAACGGAAUCCUGUCUCCAUCGAGAGCCCAACGCAAGCACAGACCCGCCAUGGCAGACCAUACCCGCUGUCCCAUCUGCCAGUUCCUGAUCUCGGCAAGCGACUUUGAGUUUCAUUAUCAGUCCGAGCUCAAGCGGCUCGAGAUAUGCGGCGCCGACAUUGACGACCCCGAGCCCGAAGACGACAGUCCCAAGCCCAAGAAACGAGGAGCCGCAAUCGCCGCACGCAACCAGAUCUCGUCGACAGCCAAGGGCAAAGCAGCAUCAGAGCGGUCGCAGCUGGACCAACAGGAACAGGUUCUCUAUCGCAUUCGGAGCGGCCGGAUCAAGAGGGCCCAGAAAUCCCAGCCCAAAGAUACCAAGAAACGGGGGCGCAACGAUUCCGAGUAUACCAACCGCUGCUGUGUGUGCGAUGAGCUGCUGCCAAACGACGACGAGCUAGUCAAUGCCCACAUCGACGCCUGUCUCGGCCGGCAGGGUGGUCUGUACGGAUCCAGAGACGAACAUGGGCGACGACAGGAUGCCUUGCGGACAGCAAAUGUAGCGGCAGGCCGAGGAACGAGCACAGGCAGCCGGCAUGUCCCCGGCCCAGCCUCGACAUUCGGAGACAGCUACGAGAUCGAAGGGCUCGGCGUUCGUCAGCGAGUCACCAGCAUGCUCGAGGGUGGCUUUGAAGCCUAUGGAUUCACCGUCCACAAGCGCACGGACAAGGAUAUCGACGAGGAUGUUGACAUUGACGACGACGGCACCCAGGAGUUUGGCGAGGCCCAGUUCUCGGAAGCCGAUCUGGGUGCAUUCCGGCAAGCUGACGAACAGCCGGAAGGCAUGGGAUCGGAGUCGCGGACGAUGGCCGCCGAAAGCACUGGAGACAGCACACGCAGCCAGAGCGACAACGAUAACGGUGCGAGCAUACAGGCCGGCCCCAGCCAACUGAUUAUCGAGUCGCUCAAGACACGCAUCCGGCAGCUGGAGGCACUGAACAAGACGCGAAGCCAGAUCUGCUGCCUGAUCUGCAUGGAGGACUAUCAAGACCCCGUUGCCUCGAUCCAGUGCUGGCAUGUCCACUGCGAAAAGUGCUGGCUUGGCGCGCUGGCCGCCAAACGGCUCUGUCCGCAAUGCCAAAAAAUCACUGCAACAUCCGACCUCCGCCGGAUCUACUUGUAAAAUAGAGUCAUUGAUGCAUCCACCACAGCCGGUUCGCGACCGACGCAGCUCCAGCCACCAUUCGGGCCCGCAUAGAGCAGCGAAUGGCAUCUCACAUUCUGCGCUGCCAUGGUAACAGGGCACGAGCCGAGACCAUGAGAGC
This is a messenger RNA of Polychytrium aggregatum, 1367 nucleotides long. RefSeq lists its product as uncharacterized. Bases 113 to 1225 code for a protein of 370 amino acids. The transcript has 9 exons. Gene Ontology annotation, molecular function: ubiquitin protein ligase activity. Gene Ontology annotation, biological process: protein ubiquitination. The record is from RefSeq and is a predicted model, not a curated record. NCBI's taxonomy places the organism in Eukaryota, Fungi, Chytridiomycota, Chytridiomycetes, Polychytriales.